Molecule: messenger RNA, 868 nt
Organism: Rubroshorea leprosula
Lineage: Eukaryota; Viridiplantae; Streptophyta; Magnoliopsida; Malvales; Dipterocarpaceae
Source: the annotation of a GenBank genome assembly
AUUCAUGGCGAUCUCUCCAUUUUCUCCGGCUUCUUACAAACUAGUUUGCCAGUUUUUGUCAAAGGGUUGCUGCAAGUAUGCCAGUAACUGUUGGUUUCUGCAUCCCGAUAAUCAAUCUCUAGUCGCCGUUAAGAAACUGGCUCAUUCAACUUGAGUACUGCCCACUCUUGCUGUUGAUUUUCUGCAGGUGAUGAUUGGUUUUCUGGGGAGUCCAAGCUUGCGCUGCUUUCUUGAAGGUUGCAAGAAAUUGCUUGCAUAACAGAGCAUCAGAAGUUCCAUGAUUUUGUGGUGCACCUUUUCUUCCGUUUGUUUGUGUAUUUGUCCGCAUGUCUCUUUCCUGGAUUUUGUACUUAGUGAAAGUAGAGGAUGGCUACAGAUAUGAAUCAGUAGUUGGCUCUGUUGGUCUUGAAGGUUGUGUCAGAAUAUUUGCUGUGUUCGUCAAGGAUGCUAUGGCCUUUUCGAUUGCCUUCAAGCUUUGCCUUGUUUUCUCCAUAUCCUGUGCAAGCCUUGACACUUGUGAUGCUAUUGAUAGAGCUUCUGGUUUAGAUCUGAUAGCAUUAUUGUUGGAAUUUGCUCUUGAUGAAGAAGAGGUGCUUAUUCCUCUUUUAUUUCUAGGAUUUUGAAUGUUGUUAGGAGGUGUUGAUGAGUUUCCCAAAUUUACCAUGUGGUAUUCAUCAAGGAACAAGAACUCGGCCCCACGGUGGGCCAAAUGUUAACACUAAAAAAUAGAAUAGAUGGUGUGGAACCGAGAUCUUUAUUGUUAGAGAGAGUAUACAAUGAAGAGAGAAUAGAGAUGAAAAAUAAUCUACGUUCUUAGGUUGAUCCUUGAGGUAUUUAUAAGAUGCUUAAAUACAGUUAUUCUAGAAAU